Pyricularia oryzae 70-15 is the source of this 3406-nucleotide messenger RNA. RefSeq names its product neutral ceramidase. Gene Ontology annotation, cellular component: extracellular region. Lineage: Eukaryota; Fungi; Ascomycota; Sordariomycetes; Magnaporthales; Pyriculariaceae. Gene Ontology annotation, biological process: ceramide catabolic process; sphingosine biosynthetic process; long-chain fatty acid biosynthetic process. Gene Ontology annotation, molecular function: N-acylsphingosine amidohydrolase activity. The transcript has a single exon. Bases 181 to 2694 code for a protein of 837 amino acids. The record is from RefSeq and is a predicted model, not a curated record.
CCAGCUUUGAACACACUUUUUUAUUUGUACGAAUACGUCCAACCAAGCCAGAGUCUGAUCUCUGAAUCACCAUACCCAGGCCGUCGCUAUGCUAUUGUAACCUUUCCUGCAUCGAACUUGCAUCGCUCGAUCACGCCGUGAACUGGAAUUAUUGGGGGAAAACACAAUACGCGCCUGAAAAUGUCGGAACGCCAAGUAGAGGCCCACCGACUCCUUUCGGAAUACCCCAAGACGGCAACGCCGGAUGUGAACUCGGGGUUGGUGACGGGAACGGCAAUUCCACGAAGAAACCCCAGAAAGACCUCACCCUCGGUGGCAUUUCUGUCAAUUGUAACAGCGGCACUAUUGUCGUUGUCAUUUCUCUUCAUAACUUGUUCCUCGCCUGCGACAUGGACGUGGCUAGCCUCUACCCUCCAUCCGUCCCUGCAGCAUGCCGAGACGGGAGGAGCCGAGACCGGUAAUGCGGGCGCUGCUGCCGACCGCUACCUCAUCGGUGUAGGCAAGGCGGAUAUCACCGGCCCAGUGGUCGAGAUAAAUCUGAUGGGAUAUGCAGACCCCAACCAGGUCGGUUCGGGUCUCCGGCAGCGGCUGUACAGUCGUGCCUUUAUGGUCGGCGAUCUGGCACAUCCUGCCGAUCGCUUUGUGUACCUGGUCCUCGACACUCAGUCCGGCGACACGGCAGUCCGCUACGGUAUCAUCUCAGCGCUGCAGUCGCUCGGGCCCGAAUAUGCCCACUAUGGCCAUCACAACGUCGCAGUCACGGGCACUCACUCUCAUUCUGGUCCUGGCGGAUGGCUCAACUAUCUCCUGCCACAAAUCACAAGCAAGGGGUUUGAUCAUCAGGGCUACCGUGCUAUCGUCGACGGCGCCGUCCUCUCCAUCCGUCGGGCACACGAGAGCUUGACCCCUGGCUAUCUGUAUGUCGGAAAGACCAAGGUCGCCGGCGCAAACAUCAACCGCAGCCUGUUUGCAUACCUGGCCAAUCCAGAGGUGGAGAGAAAUCGCUACAAUGUUAGCUCGGAGGACGAUGGCUCUGUAGAAAAGGAGAUGACGCUGCUCAAGUUCCAACGCGCAUCGGACUGGCGUCACCUUGGCAUCCUCACAUGGUUUCCUACGCAUGGCACGUCCAUGCUAGGCAAUAACACCUUGAUCACCGGCGACAACAAAGGCGUCGCCGCGUAUCUAUUUGAGAAGAGUAUGCGCUAUGAUGUGUCAGCCGUUCCUGGAGUUGAGUUUGUGGCUGGCUUCUCGCAGGCCAGUGUCGGAGAUACAAGCCCAAAUGUGAAGGGGGCCUGGUGUGAGGAUGGUUCAGGUCUUAUGUGCAGCUUCGAGAACAGUACUUGUGCGGAUGGCAAGGCACAGGCUUGUCAUGCCAGGGGUCCUUUCUUUGGAAGGGACGAUGGCGGUACAGCAUCCUGUUUCGAGAUUGGGAUGCGUCAGUUCAAGCCCGCCCGUGAACUAUAUGAUAAACUUUUGCUCAGCGAGGGCACUCGAAUCAGUGGCGGCAUGGUCAAGUCUUUCCACACCUUCCACGACAUGUCGAGGUUCGAGUUUGCGCACCCGAGGAAUAGCUCACAGAUUAUACGCACCUGUCCCGCAGCGCUCGGGUAUUCGUUCGCGGCUGGGACCUCGGACGGCCCUGGGGUCUUCGAUUUUACCCAGCAUGAUGGUGACUCGUCCAAUACAAGUCCAGUCUGGCGGGCCGUUUCAAAUAUGCUCAAGAAACCUUCAGACGAGCAGGUUGCCUGCCACGCCCCUAAGCCAAUACUGUUGGAUGUAGGCGAGGUGUCUCGUCCAUACCAGUGGACCCCCAAUAUCGUUGACGUCCAGCUAUUCAGGGUCGGCCAGUUGGCUAUCAUCGUCAGCCCUGGUGAGGCCACCACCAUGGCCGGAAGGCGAUGGAAGGAAUCGGUGGAAAGGGCCUUUGUAGGCUUCCUCGACACCGAAAGAAACGAUGCAGACGGCAAUGAGGACAGCGACAGCGAACAACUCUCCCCUAUAGUGGUUCUCGGUGGGCCUGCUAAUUCAUACACACACUACAUUACGACGGAGGAGGAGUAUGGCAUUCAGAGAUAUGAGGGCGCCUCGACACUCUAUGGCCCACACACGCUGGAUGCAUACAUCAAUGUCACGUUGUCACAUCUACCUUAUCUCUUUGCUGGUGGAAAGGGGUCGCCAGGAAAUGGUGGCUCGUCGCCGCACCACGAAGAUCCAUCUUCCUUCCCACCGGACAACACCAACAGAUCCUUAUCAUUCAUUACAGGGGUUCUGAGAGACGGAACUAAACCAUUCAAGUCCUUUGGAGAUGUUUUGACAGACGUUUUCAGUGAUGAAGAGAAAAAAAUGCCAAAGCUUCAUUUUCGUCGUGGGGUAGAUAUCGUGCGGGCUGUGUUUGUCGGCGCAAACCCACGCAACAACCUCCGACUUGAGGAGACUUAUGCAUCAGUAGAGAAGCUGGAUGUUGCCCGCGGCUCAGUUUGGAAGACGGUGCGCACGGAUGCCGACUGGACUCUUGUCUUUCGAUGGCGAAGGGUGAGCAGCGUGCUAGCGACUAGCGAGGCCGAGAUCAGCUGGGAGACAGAGUCUUGGGCGGAUCCGGGCGUGUACCGGCUCCGAUAUUUCGGGGACUCUAAGAGCCUUGGGGGUGACAUCAAGCCUUUCGAGGGAACCAGCAGCGUUUUUGUAUUAGUAUGAACGAACGGGAAUGUUAUUUGAUGUUUUCUCAUUUUUUCCCCCAUAAAAACGGCUCCUUAUGACACUCUGAUAUUGCGUACAAUUUCCCCUAUCUCACUUCUAUACCUAGCCUAUUGAGUGUCUUCCAUUUACUGGCUCUAUUGGAACGAUUCCCCCAAAGUUUGACACCCAUUGUCAUUUCCUUGCCGUGACCGACAAUGGAUUUUCUAAAGAGAACAUUUCCAAUUUAUCUGGUCAUGGUAAAAGCCGGUGUCCCCCCAACGAGUUGUUGUCCACUUUUGUUGUACGUUAGUAUUGAGGGGGUUUCACUAGAAUGUUAAGGUCAAAUUGAAAACCUACGCUCGUGUUCUCCUGCCAUCGCUGUCCGUUGUACCAAAAGAUGGACGUCUGGUUCUUGUGUGGCUCGACUACAAGGCGGCCUGGGAGGGAACUGCGAGCAAAGGUCGUCCUAGAGCCCCAGUGAAUCGAGUGGGCGACGGAGAUGACUUGGUCGCCUGUGUUUUCAUGCCGAGUUAGAACAAAUAUCAUACUGAUGCUUCCUUCGUUGACGGUUUUCUUUCGAAAACAGAACAAGAAAAGGAAUUAACAAAGGCUUACAUAUGUUGUUAAUUACAAGACCACCCAUGUUCUGGUUGUUCUCAGCCAGGACCAACACCAGGUGGCAAUUGCCCUCGGGCAGGGUAUAGCAGCUAACGUAGUCGAGGAAGUUGGG